Entrophospora candida is the source of this 126-nucleotide messenger RNA. NCBI's taxonomy places the organism in Eukaryota, Fungi, Glomeromycota, Glomeromycetes, Entrophosporales, Entrophosporaceae. The record is from the annotation of a GenBank genome assembly.
ACUAUUUCGUGGUCAUCUGCAUCUUCGAGUUUCAAAAAUUUGGAAUGGGCCACAUUCGAAUUCCUAGACUAUGACUAUCCCAUCUAUGUGGCCAAAAAUUUGGAAUGGGCCGCAUUCAAAUUCGAG